Messenger RNA from Oreochromis niloticus (Nile tilapia), 3312 nucleotides. It is a transcript of the gene tmem25, whose product is annotated as transmembrane protein 25. The record is from RefSeq and is a predicted model, not a curated record. Gene Ontology annotation, biological process: negative regulation of excitatory postsynaptic potential. Bases 1616 to 2770 code for a protein of 384 amino acids. The transcript has 9 exons. Lineage: Eukaryota; Metazoa; Chordata; Actinopteri; Cichliformes; Cichlidae.
AGGAAAGUGUGGGCUUCUCUGCUCAGACGUCUACCCCCAUGAUCUAAACCUAGAUAAGCGUCAGAGAAUGGAUGGUUGGAUGGAAUCUUGCAGAAGUCCAUGGAGAGCUUGCAUGGGGCUGACUUGUAAGUACUCAGCAUUUAUUUUUAAACAGCUGUGUUUAUGGACUACAUCAAAUACCAGUUUACCAAAUGUGAAUGCCAAUCAAAUUGUCAGCUCAAGAACUAAUUAUCUGAAUAAUAACUAAAGCAAACAGGAUUAGAUCUUCCAAGUUAUUCCAAUACUGAAAUAUGUGCAAUAAGACGAUACAAGCUGAUCUACAUCCUGGCUUCAGUUGCAAUUUGACAACGGCUCAUUUGAAAUCUUGGAAAUUGCUAAUGAUGUCACAUCACUGCAGCCUGGAAAUAAACAGAAACCUAUAGGUUUCAAGAGAGAAGCAAAUACAUAAGACAAAGUGCAAAAAUCGUCACUUUGACAGGAAAUGUAGAUCAGAUUUGUUGUAGGUCUGUCUGUUUGAUUAUCCUUGUGAAGUAACCGAGCACAUUCCUUUCAUUAAUGGCGUCCAGGUGAAUGGUCUGUCUGUGCGUUUCACUAAGCAGUCCUGUCAGUUGGGUGAGUGUAGAAGUGUGUUGACAUGGUUUACACAGCUGUCUGUACACACUGAAAUGUUCCGUUUAAAGUCCUAAACUCUAAAUGUUUCCUAACCCUCUACUGAUGCAAUCACACAGAUGACUGAACUGGAGAAAAGAGCACGCAGAGAGGCGUUUCCACUGAAUAAAUAACAGCUGCACAAUUAAAUCAGUGACUUCUUUACUGAGAAUUAGGCUACUGUACCCUUAAGAUGAAUAAGUUCUCAUUAUAAGUCACAGGUUGAUGACACAAUGGAAAGAUACUAUUGUAUGAGCUUGUUUCUUUUGUCUGCCUUCUGGCUGCAGUGCUCUGCAUGCUGCUGCUCUGGUCUGUACAGCUGCACUGCAGAGGCUUUUCGGUCGGCGGUAACCGAGCGGUGACUUGUCGUGUGUCUGUGUUUGUAGAACACGGGUUCACUUUAACAUGCCUCAUGAUGGAACUGGGUGAUGGAUGACAGGAAAUGAUGUGUUUAUCCCUGAGAACUGACAGUUUUCUGGCUUUACUCGACGCUGCAUCCUUGUCUCCUCCCCCACACCAUCACUUUCUCUUUCUUCCCUCAUGACUCUGUGCCCGCUCUCUUCUUCCUUACUACGCUUCUCUCUCUACAUCCUUCAUUCUUCUUUCUCCUAUUCUCCCUCCCUCCCCUCCCUUCUGCUCUCCUCUCCUCCGAGUGGCGACACUGUGACUGCCUGCGUCAGCCAGCCCUUGCCAGCUAGUGAAAGCUGCUACUGGAGAUUGCCGUAUCCUGCAGAGAUCCCUGUGUUUGUGUGUGUGUGUGUGCCUAUGUGUGUAAGUGUAUGAGUGCACGCAGAUGGGAAAGCAACUGAAUCAGGGAGGGCUGCCUCUCAUCUCUCCGCUGUCAUCGCCAUCCUUUCCUCUCCUCCUCCUCUGCUGCCAUGGAGCUCCAGCAGGCUGAAUCACAGCAGCAUCUGCAGAAAGGGCUGAGGUAGAUGUGAGUGUGUGUGUGGUGCUCUGUUGGGCCAUUAUGGAGUGUGUGUGUCUGGGAAGGUGGACGUCGGGCUCGGCCGUCGUGUUCCUUCACACACUGGCCCUGUCCUGGACAGGUGCAAUUGAGCCCGUUCCUAAAAUUGACGGAUGGCACCGGGGAGGUGUGACGCUGCAGGAGAAUGUGACACACCGGUUCAACUGCCAUUCAGAUGGCUGGGACCCCCACGCCCCUCCCAUGCUGACCUGGUAUUUGAACGGCGAGCAGCAGAGAGAUCCAUCACCAAACCGUGGCCGUCUGGUCAUGACAUCACAAGAGGAUUCUGAGGUGAUGAGACCGGGGUCCAGUCACAACAGCACCUUCUCUUUGAGGGCCAGAAAGUGGGACAGGGAACUGGUGUGUGUCGCAUCAAACCCCAGGACAGGCGAGAGCUACAACGCCACGGUCACGCUCAAUGUCCAGUUCCAGCCAGAAAUCCUCAGGGUGAAUGCCCACUAUAGUGAAACCUCAGACCCUGGCCUCUCCCUGGUCCUCUUCGCCUUGGUGCGGUCAAAUCCACCUGCCACGAUCACCUUUGUUGACCAGUCCGGCCAGUUGGUGGCCAAUACCUCUGACUUCCUCAUUCUGGACUCACGAAGCUACCCGUGGCUGACCAAUCACACGCUGAGAAUCACGCUCAGCAGUCUAUCAGGAAAUGUCUCGCUGAAUGCCAGCAACAGUGUGGGAACGGCGCAAAGCAACCUCACACUGGCAGAGUUCCUGCAGUCUCGUGUGGAGGUGCCCAUGCUGGGAAUCGUGACCGGAGGAGCCAUGGCCUUCAUGGCCCUGCUCAUCCUCAGCCUGAUAGUUCUCUGCCUCAUGCAAAAAAACAAGAGCAAGUCUAUUGAGGAUACAGUGGAGAUUGUGAUGACCAAGAAGAGCGAGUCAGCCAAUCUGAAGCCGGAUAAAACUGAUAAGACCCACAUCCCCAGGGAGAACAUGUCCCUGCCUUCAAACAUGCAGCUCAACGACCUCAGCACUUUAAGGAAAGCCCGGGAGGCCGCCCAGCAGAACAGUGUGGGAGAGGAGAAGAAAGAGGAAGAUGAGGAGGAAGAUCUAUCUUUAGCCUAUGCUGCCAGAGGUUUUGCCAGAUAUCCAAUGGUGGGCUACAUCUAUAAGGUGAACAGCACAAGCAGCGAGGAGAUCUGGCUCUGACGUCCCUGAAUGUAACGCACAUACUGUACAUGCAUGCUACUUCAAAACAGUCCAGCCGUCCCAGAAGAAACACAGAGCAACUGCCACUCAACCAACAACUCAGGCUGGACUGACACGAACAGGAUCCAGGAUCUUGUUGGUGGAGUUUAACACCAUUCUGCUGACCGCAUUGUCAUGAUCACGAGUUUCAUAACCACACAAGGAAACUGUCUGUGUGUUUGUUACCAAGUGCUCAGUAUUUACACUGCUGACAUGUUGUCUAACAGUAUGAACUGCAAAUGAAGCGCUCAUCUUUCAGUUUGUUUCGACAUGAUCUCCUGUAAACAUGCUCAUAAUGUCCCUCCUCUGUGUUGCAUUACUGGAAUGCAUUAAAUGUUCUAUGCUAACGCUGAUACCUUAAUAAGAUGGUGCAUAAUUAUAGAAUACGUAUCUGGUCAUGGAAAUGUUAAGAUGCAAUGUACUGUAUAUUUGUAUGCAUAUGUAUAUGUGUAUAAAAGAAGAUGUCUAAUAAAGAUAAUAUCGAGACUGUGUGGAGGCAAAAG